This is a messenger RNA of Monopterus albus (swamp eel), 4432 nucleotides long. RefSeq names its product calcium channel, voltage-dependent, alpha 2/delta subunit 3a (gene cacna2d3a). The transcript has 37 exons. The record is from RefSeq and is a predicted model, not a curated record. The coding region runs from base 557 to 3835 and encodes 1092 amino acids. NCBI's taxonomy places the organism in Eukaryota, Metazoa, Chordata, Actinopteri, Synbranchiformes, Synbranchidae. Gene Ontology annotation, molecular function: voltage-gated calcium channel activity. Gene Ontology annotation, cellular component: voltage-gated calcium channel complex.
ACAACAGUAACAGCAUCCCCACCACUAUCCUCAGACUCUGAGUGGAAACAGGAGAGAAAGUGUGUGUGUGUGAGUGUGAGAGAGGAGGCUAUUCACAUCACUCAAGAAGAGUAGGCGUGCUCUUGUAGGCUACGCUGCAUCGUUUGAUGAUCUCCCCGGUUCCCCGUGAACCUCGACUCUGCGCUCUCAGUGGGUGAGGUCGGUGGAACGACUACGCGGAGUUUUCCUGCCAAAGGAGUCGAUCUCGACUUUCCUCCGGGCAGCAGAGCCGUGUGCACUGCACCGGUCAGCGGGGCUACACCACGGCACUUUGGGUAACUCGCACAACGGUGGAUCCUGCGGUUUCCCAAGGCGCAUCGCUCAUCCGCGUCCCGCACCAGGAACAGCAGAACACAUUGCCAUGAAUGGUUUGGUCAGUCAGCAUAGGUGACUUUUGACUUUAUUAUUUCCCCCUUUUCUUUUCGUUUUGGGUUUGUCUAACGGAGGGGGGAAAUCACAGUGGCAGCCUAAGUCCCAAACUCGCACUGUGCGCGUAAGGAGGGUAUUUUUUCCCAAGAUGCAGGUGGAUCGCAGCUAUGUGGUUUUCAGUACGUGGUGUGCGUGUCUGCUAUUACUUUUGUCAACUCUGAGCACCAGGGCCGCUAAGGUGGAAGGCACGUACCAAAGCAUCCCUCCGUCCGUGGUGAAGCUGUGGGCUUCAGCUUUUGGUGGGGAGAUGAAGUCCAUCUCAGCAAAGUAUUCUGGCUCUCAGCUGCUGCAGAAGAAAUACAAGGAGUUUGAGCGGGCAGUACGGGUGGAGGAGAUUGAUGGGCUGCGUCUGGUGAAGAGGCUGGCAGAGGACAUGGAGGAGAUGUUUCACAAGAAAGCCCAGGCAAUGAAGAGACUGGUGGAGGCUGCAGAAGAGGCUCACUUACAGCACGAGGAGGAUCCAAACUUGCAGUAUGAAUACUUCAAUGCAGUGCUGAUCAAUGAGGUGGAUGAGGAGGGUAAUAGUGUCGAGCUGGGGGGAGAAUUCAUUCUGCAACCUAACGACCACUUUAACAACCUGUCAGUCAACCUCAGCCUCAGUGUGGUCCAGGUGCCUACGAACAUGUACAACAAAGACUCUGCUAUUGUCAACGGAGUGUACUGGUCUGAGGCCUUGAACAAAGUGUUUGUGGAUAACUUUGAGAGAGACCCAUCACUCAUAUGGCAGUACUUUGGCAGUGCUAAAGGCUUUUUCAGACAGUACCCAGGGAUCAAAUGGAAACCAGACGAACAUGGGGUCAUAGCUUUUGACUGCCGGAAUCGGAAGUGGUACAUCCAGGCUGCCACCUCUCCAAAGGAUGUAGUCAUUCUGCUGGAUAUCAGUGGCAGUAUGAAAGGCCUCAGGCUUACUAUUGCCAGGCAGACUGUCUCCUCCAUACUGGACACUCUUGGAGAUGAUGACUUCUUCAACAUUAUUGCUUACAAUGAGACACUUCAUUAUGUGGAGCCAUGUCUGAAUGGAACUCUUGUCCAAGCAGACGUCACCAACAAAGAUCAUUUCCGGGAGCACCUCAACAAACUGUUUGCUCAAGGCAUUGGUAUGUUAGACAUGGCUCUAACUGAAGCCUUCAAUCUUCUCAGUGACUUCAACAAGACUGGGAGGGGUAGUGAGUGUAGCCAGGCCAUUAUGUUGGUGACAGAUGGGGCAGUGGACACAUAUGAUGCCAUCUUUGCCAAGUAUAACUGGCCAGAGAGGAAGGUCCGCAUAUUCCCCUACCUGAUUGGUCGCGAGUCAGCCUUCGCGGAUAAUCUGAAAUGGAUGGCAUGUGCUAACAAAGGCUAUUUCACUCAGAUUUCCACACUGGCAGAUGUGCAAGAGAAUGUGAUGGAGUACCUCCACGUGCUGAGUCGUCCCAAGGUCAUCGACCGGGAGCAUGACACGGUGUGGACCGAGGCCUAUGUUGACAGCACUCUCCCACAAGCGCAGAAGUUGGAAGAUGGUCAAGGUCCAGUUCUGAUGACCACAGUGGCAAUGCCGGUGUUCAGUACCAAGAAUGAAACUAGAAACCAUGGCAUCCUGUUAGGAGUGGUUGGGACAGAUGUGCCUGUGUCUGAGCUGCUCAAGAAGAUCCCCAAAUAUAAGCUGGGCAUUCAUGGCUACGCCUUUGCAAUCACCAACAAUGGCUACAUCCUCACACACCCGGAUCUCCGGCCACUUUAUGGGGAUGGCAAGAAGCGAAGAAAGCCAAACUACAGCAGCGUGGAUCUGUCUGAGGUGGAGUGGGAAGAUAAGGAUGACACACUGAGAAAUGCCAUGGUUAACAGGAAGACGGGGACCUUCUCCAUGGAGGUGAAGAAGAGUGUUGACAAAGGGAAACGUGUAUUGGUGUUGCAUAAUGAUUAUUACUACACAGACAUCAAGGGGACUCCUUUCAGUCUAGGAGUAGCUCUUUCCAGGGGCCAUGGAAAGUUCUUCUUCAGAGGAAAUGUCACAGUGGAAGAAGGACUUCAUGACUUGGAGCACCCUGAUGUAGCGCUGGCAGACGAAUGGACAUACUGCAACACAGACGAGCACCCAGAGCACCAUUACCUGUCCCAGAUAGAGGCAAUCAAACUGUACCUCGGUGGACAUGACCCCUACUUACAAUGUGACAGGGAGCUGAUUCAGGAGGUUCUCUUUGAUGCAGUUGUGACUGCCCCUUUGGAGGCCUACUGGACCAGCCUUGUCCUAAAUAAGUCUGAGAACUCUGAUAAAGGAGUGGAAAUAGCCUACCUGGGCACAAGAACAGGCCUGUCCAGAAUUAACUUGUUUGUGAUGCCUGAUGAGCUUUCAAACCAAGACUUCCUGACAGCUGAAGACAAAGAGGGGGUGUUCAAUGCUGAUCACUUUCCCCUGUGGUACAAGAGAGCUGCAGAACAAGUUGCUGGAACCUUUGUCUACUCUCUUCCUUUCAAUACAGGAUCAGAAAACAAGAGUGUUGUACUGGCCAGCACUGCCAUUCAGCUUCUGGAUGAGAGGAAAUCACCCAUAGCUGCGGCUGUGGGCAUCCAGAUGAAACUGGAGUUCUUUCAGAGGAAAUUCUGGACAGCCAGCAGACAGUGUGCAGCAUUAGAUGGGAAAUGCUCCAUAAGCUGUGAUGAUGAGGAUAUUAACUGCUACCUCAUUGACAACAAUGGUUUCAUUCUGGUAGCAGAGGACUAUACUCUGACUGGGAAAUUUUUUGGAGAGGCAGAGAGAGCUGUAAUGAAUAAGCUUCUGCAGAUGGGCUCUUUUAAGAGGGUCACUCUGUAUGACUACCAGGCUCUGUGUUGGGUCUUUUCAGAGAGUAGUGACAGUGGACACACACUGUUGGAUCCUUAUUUUGCUGUCUUCUCAGCUGUGAAGUGGAUCCUGACUGAACUUGUCAUAUUCCUGGUUGAGUUCAACUUGUACAGCUGGUGGUACUCUGACCUCACAACUAAAGCUCAGAGGGUAGGUCGGACCACGCAGGUACCAUGUGACACAGAGUAUCCAGCCUUCAUCUCCGAGAGAACCAUCAAAGAGAACACAGGCAACAUUGACUGUGACGGCUGUAUCAAGUCCUUUGUGAUCCAGCAGAUCCCCAGCAGUAAUCUCUUCAUGGUGGUGGUGGACAACAAAUGUGACUGCAGCAUAUUUGAUCCAAUCACUAUGGACCCCAUCGAAAUCAUGUACAAUGAAUCUCUUAAGUGUGAGAGACUGAAAAUACAAAAGGACAGGAGGCGCCCAGAUACCUGUCACCCUUUUCACCCAGAGGAGAACUCAAUGGAGUGUGGGGGAGCUACGAGUGUCACCUUGUCUUUUGCAGCAACCUUGUUUUGCGUCUUCCUGGUGCUGUUUUCUAGGUGACCAGAGCUGGACACGUCUCUGUCCAGAACUUGACCUGGAUCAUCUUGACUCGGCAUGCAAAAGAAUCGCAACAAUGCCACAAAAAAAAAAUUCAUUUGUUUUGAAUCACUUCUGCUGCCACUUUUACAAUUGUGCCCAAUUUCAACAAAGCCCCUAGCUCUGAGGUACCUCCCUAUAAGGUCUUUAUUUGAAAGGACUGGUACUGGAUAGCGAUUACGGCUGCUAAGUAGUGAUAAUUAAAGUGCUUUAGCAAUAUCUCAUGAGCUGCACAGAAAGUUUGUGGGGAAAGAUGCAAAGUUUUGAACAGCAGAAUAAUGAUAAAACUGCACUUUGUAGCUUAAAAAUUGCACAGGUGGUCCAGUUAUACACAGUGACACACCCAGCAUUAUGCUCAGUCCUUUCAGUUAGCAGCUAAGGGCUAGGGCCUGUAGAUGAGCUUGGAAGUGGGCAUUAGACAUUAGAGCCAAGUAACAUCCAUGUGGAAAAAGACAAGUGCAUCUUUCCCAGGUCUGCCCUGAUUUUUCAUGGACAAUGAUGAACAUAAUUUUGAAAAUAAAGAAGGUGGCUGGGGUUGUCAUGAAAUGUUUGUCCAAUGAU